CGUUCAGUGUUGGGCUCGCAAAUUUAUCGCAUCUCCAAACGCUGCGUAUCGCUUCUUCUUUUUCUUCUUCUAAUUCACCACGCUCGCUGCUGCUGCUGCUGGACAUCUCAAAGCGUCAGCUCUUGCCCCACUGGUUCAAGACGUAUGCUAUGGAGUCAAAAGAAGAAGAAGAAGAAGAAUAUGUAUUGCUCGAUCUCGAUUCCGUUUCCUCGCACUUUGAAAUUCCACCAAACGCACCCUAUUCUUUUUCCGGUCUAAACACGGAGCAUCCAGUAUUGACUAUAGGCGACAAACUCAAGUUGAUAGGAGAAUAUCAAGAAACGAUUGGAACAUGCCUUAUAUUCAAAGAAGAAGAUGCUAGCCCUGGAGUUCAUGAAGAAACGGGACCAUCAGAAGCAAACCUUUUUGCAGGCAAAUGCAUAAUGGAUCCAAAUCAAUCUCCAAGCAAGCAAGUAAAACCAGUUACGAGCCUUCAAAAGAUUUUAAAAUUUAGAUUGGCACCCAAUCUCGAGUCUCAUGUUCCACCUGAACAGUCUCGGGAUCCGGUGCUACAUACAGUCUCGUUAUAGAAGGAUUACUUGCAUGCUAAGCUAAAAGCCGAAUGCUGUUGUAGAGCCCUUUUCUGAUCGUUUUUCGGUUAGAUGCUUUCUUUUCCUUUUGACUUGGUCGUCACCAUGAGCUCCAGAGAAAAUUAGAAAGAGAAUCACUGAUUCGUUAAGGCUGCCACAUUUGUUUGCCUUUCAAACUAAAAAAUUGUUUCUUGCUUUUGUAUAUGGUUUCCCAUGACCCGUCCACCACUACCUUGCUGGAGUUGACCUAAAUGUAACACGGACAUGUUAAUAUGUAUUUGAAAGUGAUUUCCGCACCCGCUUUUGAAAGUGAUAAUUAAUA
This is a messenger RNA of Malus domestica (apple), 891 nucleotides long. RefSeq lists its product as uncharacterized. The record is from RefSeq and is a predicted model, not a curated record. Gene Ontology annotation, biological process: transcription by RNA polymerase III. Gene Ontology annotation, cellular component: transcription factor TFIIIC complex. Lineage: Eukaryota; Viridiplantae; Streptophyta; Magnoliopsida; Rosales; Rosaceae.